GGCUCCUCCCAGGGGGCGUGGCCUCACAGCUCCACUCGGCUGUCAGUAACAUUUCGAGUCAUUACUAUAAUUUCUUCUCUCACAUCAACAAGAACUAAAGUACUGCUGAACAUCAGCAUUUCAGUUACUGCUGCUGCUGGACGAAUGUGUGAGCUGUGCUGAGGUUAAAAUGAAGCGCUCCCUGGGGAUCUGUCUGGUGAUCUGCUCCGCUCUGAUUGGACUGGGAUCAGCUAUCCGCUGUUACAGCUGUAAGGAUUACACAGCCAGCUGCUCCAAAGAGAGAGAGUGUAGCUAUGACGACGCCUGUCUCACCCUCAGCGAGAGAGGUGGAAUGACAUACCGUCAGUGUCUGAAGUAUUCAGACUGUGAGUACAGCCGCUUGGGCCAGAUGUUCCCCCAGGUUUCCAGUUUCACCUUUAAGUGCUGCAACUCAGACCUGUGUAACUCCGCCCCUUCCACUACAGCGAGCUCUGUGGUUGGUCUGCUGGCCUCAGCGGCAGUCAUGUGGUGGUGCAUUCACUGAAGAGUGCUGCAGCUCAGCCGCGCCCCCAGUGGCUGAAACAUGUAACAGCUUCUUUAACAGUGUCUGAUCAAUACGUUCAUUCAUCUAAUCAACACAUUCAACCAUCCAAUCCAUACAUUCAGCCAUCUGAUUUACACAUUUAUAAUGACUACUUAUCACGGAUCAAUAUAUAUGUAGAAAUAUUUUGACUGAGUUUCAUCUCCUGGUUUAUUAAUUGAUUAUUAAUAGAUUAACAGUAAUCUAACCAUGAGAUACCAUUUGUAUCAGCUGAUUUUAUAGGAGGCUGAAGCUCUAAAGACAGCCUUCAAAAUAAAAUGCAACUGAAAAAUUCUUUGACAUGAGAUGAAAACGAUCUGAAGAUCUAUAACUUCUGACAGUGAAUUAAAUCAAUAAAUGGUGACAAACUGGAAA
Pungitius pungitius (ninespine stickleback) is the source of this 934-nucleotide messenger RNA. It is a transcript of the gene cd59a, whose product is annotated as CD59 molecule (CD59 blood group). Bases 170 to 523 code for a protein of 117 amino acids. The transcript has 5 exons. The record is from RefSeq and is a predicted model, not a curated record. NCBI's taxonomy places the organism in Eukaryota, Metazoa, Chordata, Actinopteri, Perciformes, Gasterosteidae.